CAAACAAAUUGAAUCAAAUCGAAACUUGUUUCGCUUUGGAAAAAAUAGAAAUUGAAGAAAAUGAGAUUGAAUGAAGACAAAGCAAUCGUUAACAAAUAGGAUAUAUUUUCAGCGGUAUCGGCGUGAAUCUGAGUUUUAUGGAAGGACUUUUACAUGAAAGUUUGAAAUGAUUCAUAUAUGAUAUUGAACUUGAAAUUACAAUGGCUUUCAGGAAUUCAACGUGUCUGCAAGCAUUGUUUGUAUGAAUUGGUUGGAGAAUAAGACGUGAACAAUGGCGAGACUUGGGGAUGUUUUCGGCGUCCAAGAAAUGACGAACUGGUUGAAGGCAUGGCUAGCAUUGAACAUCACAAAGGAUGGGUUGCAUGAGUUCGUUGACAGAGAAGUAAAACAGUUUCAGACAGGAAUAUAUAAAAACAUCACGUCAACAUUAGGUCUGUCGGCGAAUGCAACAUGUACAAGCUGCUUGACUGCUAAUAUAUUACCAUGCCCCACACAAGGGGUAUGCAAGAAAAGCGGGAGUAAAUCAUAUAUAUGCAUGCAUGACACACCUAGCAAACGGCAUCGACCUUGUCCACUAAGCAUUUGCGAGAAAGUUCGUGAACAUAUUAAGAACGAUCAUCGGUUCUAUGGACCUUCGUGGAAAAACACCUGUGCUGAGCAAUGGGCAUGCAAUCACUGGCAAAUUGGGAAAUGUUUUAUGCCCCCAGAUGGAUAUAUUGGAGUGACGUCUAUUCGGGAUACAGAUUUCAACGGUGUCAUGAGUGUAAUGUUGAACUGUAAACACUUUGAUAACCUGAUGUCAUUUAGCAUAGCACCGACGUCGGUUAGUCCGUGUCUUUUAACAAAGGCACGUGACAUUGGCAAAGCUGUCCGACAUUCUCCAUCGUGUGAAGUAACAGACUCUGACCUCAACGACUAUUUUAAUACACUAGAAACAUUGCUCAAGGAUUCCAAGAUACUAGCAAACGACAGUAGCGCACAAGAUGCGGUCAGCAAGUUGAAUCUGUUACGAAAAGAGAGCACUAUUUCUUUGGCGGAAAUGAGUCAAUUGCUGAAAGAUGCACACGAGACUUUAGGAAAGGCUGAAAACGUUACCAAGGAGUGCAAGUCACAAAUGGAAUCAUACAUGGAACAAUUGAAGAUAAAACUAGAUGAGCACGCUGAAACACUUAUAAAAAAAUAUACAAAAAUUUUUACUGAGGAGGCAAACAUGUUUACAGAAGUAAAAAAAGCAAAUAUUACAGAACAUGCAAAUACGUGCACAGUAGAAAGUAAAAGACUCAUUAAUGAACAUGCAAACACAUGUACUGAAGGAAGUAAAAGAAACAUUUUGGAACACGCUCUCACAUGUACAGAAGAAAGUAAAAAAAACUUAACGGAACAUGUAAACACACUUGCACAGAAGUCCAUACAAUAUAUUCAAGGAGCUAUCUCGUCGAAGCAAGAAAGCGACUAUGAACAUGAAGUCGAAGAUUUUGUUGGGCGAUUAAAACAUCAUUACAAGCGCAAGCUGAGUCACGUGUCUAUAUCAACAUUAUUGCCAAGUGGCGACGAAUCCCUAAAUAAGAUCUAUGCAGCGCCCGCAAUUUGCCGAGUAGUUGAAAGCAGCGGCGGGAAUAAAACCGAAAUUCCAAUUACAACUUACAAAGAAAUAUUAUGUACGGGUGAAAAUGAAAAAUUAAACAAGUGCAUAUUUUUACAAGGCGAAGCUGGCAUGGGAAAGUCAACGUUUUCUUCUAAACUGGUAUUGGACUGGUGUAAUCAAGGAGGUGAAUUAACAUCCUCUAAAACGUUUGUUGACGCGAACACGUUGCAAGAAUUUAGACUUGCAUUAUUAAUUACUUUGAGAGAUUCUGUUUGUGAACGCGAUGUCACUAAUAUGAUCAAAGAACAGAUUAUCGACAUGGUUUAUACUGAUACAGAACGAAAUGACGCGUAUGUUAUGCUAAAUAAAAUCAUGCGACAAGAAUUGUGUUUGGUGGUACAAGACGGGUUAGACGAGUGGAAGGAUCCCCAAGGGAAACUAGCUCAGCCUAUCAUGCUUUCCUGUUACAGCCAGUGUACAGUUUUUACUACAACAAGGCCAUGGAAAUUGACUGAUGAACUCAUCAAGAAUUCUCAAAUUGACAGCUUAUUUGAACUGAAAGGUGUCCGUGAUCCAUAUGAACUGUGCAAAUCACUCCUUGAUAGCUUUGGGUGCAAUACAUUAAAAGAGUUUAGACAAUAUGUAUCAGAAAAUAGACUACAUGCUUUAAUGUUGUCUCCAAUGUUGCUCUCGCUAAUUGUAAGUUCUUGGGUCGACGGAACACGAUUGACAGGGUCACGGUGCGAUAUAUACACGGUUUUAGUUGACGCUCUUUUUAAAAAAGCGAGUGAAAAGAUAAGCUUUUUUGUUCAGCCGCCAUUCGUGUGCUUCCAAAACACACGUUACCUGCAACACAAUUUUGAACAUCUGCAAGCCAUUGCCAAAGUAGCAUUUUGUAUGUUGUUUUCAGCAGAGCGGGAACAAUCCCUAGUUAUAAGCGAUCGACAAUUGUCACACUGCCUGACAGAUGAACAGAAAUACAUUGCCCUUAAGACAGGUAUUAUAACGGAAAGAAAAUGUGUCAGUAGAACAUAUCAAACAUCCACGUGUUCAUUUAUUCAUAAAAGUGUUCAGGAGUUUCUAGCUGCUGUUCACAUAGCAGAAAACAGUGCAACUCUUCGGGUCGUUUCUAGAUUUUUUGCCGAAAAUUCGAAGGCGAUGUUUGAAAAUCAGAUAUUUAUUUUUUUGUGCGGUUUAAACAUUUUAUUUGCAAAUGAGUUUUCGCGUAUUAUAGACAGCACUAUGGAUACCAAGUUUUUGUUGUCCACAUACAUAGCGGGAUUUAUCGAAGCGCAAGCAAAUGUCCAGAAUCCAAAUGAUAUUGAUCUUAAACUCAGCCGUUUCGAUGUAAAUGAUUUUUAUGUUGAUGACAACGCUUUUCUUCGCAUCUUGCAAAUGAACAAGUCCAACGCUAAGCUUCUUAAUAUAUUUCUUUUUUCACGGAACAUAUUACUACCACCGAACGCCCUUCAUGGGUUUGCGCAACUAAAGGAUAUUAAGUUGCGGGGCUUUGAGUGUAAAGGACUUGACUUAUCAUCGUGUCAUAAUCUGGAAAUAAUACAUAUUAUGGGUGAAGGAAUCACGCUACAGCCGAAUACCUUUAAGGGACUUACGCAACUGAAGACAUUAAAGUUGUUUGAAUGUGAGUGUAAAGGACUCGACUUAUCAUCAUGUCAUAAUCUGGAAAUAAUAUAUCUUGUAGGCAAUCGAAUCACGCUACAACCGAAUGCCUUUACUGAACUUGCGCAACUGAAGACAUUAAAGUUGGAUGAAUGUGAGUGUAAAGGACUCGACUUAUCAUCAUGUCAUAAUCUGGAAAUAAUAGAUCUUUAUGGCAAUCGAAUCACGCUACAACCAUAUGCCUUUAAGGGACUUACGCAACUGAAGACAUUAAUGUUGGAGGGCUGUAAGUGUAAAGGACUCGACUUAUCAUCAUGUCAUAAUCUGGAAAUAAUAUAUCUUGAAGGUGACGCAAUCACGCUACAGCCGAAUGCCUUUAAUGGACUUGCGCAACUGAAUACAUUAACGUUGGAUAAAUGUGAGUGUAAAGGACUCGACUUAUCAUCAUUUCAUAAUCUGGAAAAAAUAUAUCUUGAAGGUUUCGCUAUCACGCUACAGCCGAAUGCCUUUAAUGGACUUGCGCAACUGAAGACAUUAACGUUGUUUGGAUGUGAGUGUAAAGGACUCGACUUAUCAUCAUGUCAUAACCUGGAAAUAAUAUAUCUUGAAGGUGAAGCAAUCACGCUACAGCCGAAUGCCUUUAAUGGACUUGCGCAACUGAAGACAUUAACGUUGGAAGAAUGUGAGUGUAAAGGACUCGACUUAUCAUCAUGUCAUAAUCUGGAAAUAAUAUAUCUUGAAUGUGAAGCAAUCACGCUACAGCCGAAUGCCUUGAAUAGACUUGCGCAAUUAAAGGAAAUAAAGUUGUCUGGAUGCGAGUGUUAAGGACUCGACUUAUCAUCAUGUCAUAAUCUGGAAAUAAUAGAUUUUCAUGGCAAUCGAAUCACGCUACAACCGAAUUUCUUUAAUGGACUUGCGCAACUGGAGAAAUUAAAGUUGGAUGAAAUUGUGUGUGAAGGGUUAGACUUAUCAUCAUGUCAUUAUCUUGAAAUAAUAGAUCUUCGUGGCAAACCAAUCACGCGACAGCCGAAUGCCUUAAAUGGACUUGCGCAACUGAAGACAUUAAAAAUGUUUUUAUUGUGAGUGUAGAGGGUUGGACCUAUCGUCAUGUCAUAGUCUGGAAAUAAUAGAUCUUUGUGGUGAAUGAAUCACGCUACAGCCAAAUGCCUUUAAUGGACUUGCGCAACUAAAGACAUUAACGUUGGUUGGAUGUGAGUGUAAAGGACUCGACUUAUCAUCAUGUCAUAAUCUGGAAAUAAUAUAUCUUGAAGGUGAAGCAAUCACGCUACAGCCGAAUGCCUUAAAUGGACUUGCACAAUUAAAGAAAUUAAAGUUGUGUAUUUGUGAGCUUAAAGGGGUGGACUUAUCACCAUAUAAUAAUCUGGAAAUAAUAGAUCUUGAAGGUGAAGGAAUCACGCUACAGCCGAAUGCCUUUAAGGGACUUACGCAACUGAAGAAAUUAAUGUUGUAUGAAUGUGAGUGUAAAGGGUUGGACUUAUCAUCUUGUCAAACACUGGAAAUAAUAGAUCUCGAAGGUGGAGCAAUCACGCUACAGCCAAAUGCCGUUAAUGGACUUGCGAAAUUGAAGAAAUUAAAGUUGUGUAUUUGUGAGUUUAAAGGGGUGGACUUAUCAUCAUGUCAUUAUCUGCAAAUAAAAGAUCUUGAAGGUGAAGCAAUCACGCUACAGCCGAAUGCCUUUAAUGGACUUGCGCAACUGAAGACAUUAACGUUGUUUGGAUGUGAGUUUAAAGGACUCGACUUAUCAUCAUGUCAUAAUCUGGAAAUAAUAUAUCUUGAAGGUGAAGCAAUCACGCUACAACCGAAUGCCUUUAAUGGACUUGCGCAACUGAAGACAUUAACGUUGUUUGGAUGUGAGUGUAAAGGACUCGACUUAUCAUCAUGUCAUAAUCUGGAAAUAAUAUAUCUUGAAGGUGAAGCAAUCACGCUUCAGCCGAAUGCCUUUAAUGGACUUGCGCAACUGAAGUCAUUAACGUUGUUUCGAUGUGAGUGUAAAGGACUCGACUUAUCAUCAUGUCAUAAUCUGGAAAUAAUAGAUCUGUGUGGCAAUCGAAUCACGCUACAACCGAAUGCCUUUAAUGGACUUGAAGAUAUUACAUUUAAAUCGCUGUGAGUGUGAAGGGUUGGACUUAUCAUCAUGUCAAAAUUUGGAAUGUAUAGAACUUUGUGGUAACAUAAUCACUCUUCAACCGAAUGCCUUUAAUGGAUGUGUGCAACUGAAUAUUUAAAAUUAAAGUAUUGUGAGUGUAACAGCAUGGAUUUAUCAUCAUGUCAAAGUCUGGAAACUCUUGAUCUUCGUGGUGAAGGAAUAACUCUUCAACCGAACGCCCUUUAUGGACUUGCGCAGCUGGUGAUGUGGAAGUUAGAGAGCUGUGAGUGGGAAGCUUUUGACUUAUCAUCAUAUCAAAGUCUGGAAACUCUUGCUGUCCGUGGUAAAAGAAUCACGCUUCAACCGAAUGCCUUUCAUUGACUCACGCAGCUGGAGAUAUUAGAGUUAAAAGGCUGUGAGUGUAAAGGCUUUGACCUAUCAUCAUCUCAAAGUCUGGAAACUCUUUCUAUUCGUGGUAAAAGAAUAACGCUUCAACCGAAUGCCUUUAAUGGACUCAAGUGGCUGGAGAUAUUAACGUUAGAGGUCUGUGAGUGUAAAGGCUUGGACUUAUCAUCAUGUCAAAGUCUGGAAACUCUUGAUCUUCGUGGUGAAGGAGUAACGCUUCAACCGAACGCCCUUCAUGGACUUGCACAGCUAAGGAUAGUUAAUUUGGUGAAUAUUAAAUGUAACAGUUUGGACUUUUUUAAACAAUCAUAAUAGAUUGACAACGUGAAACGCUUCUGGCGAAAAAUACAGCAUUAGUAUUAGUAGUAAUUUUUAAUAAUAAUGAUUUCUUUUAAUUUCCAAGUGGUGUAUAAUACUGGGCUGUGUUUUGCUUAAAGCCAUUGAGGUGAUAUGAUUUUUCCAUUCGUGAAUUAGUAACACAAGUAUGUAAAGUAUGUAUUUGCAUGCUCAAAAUAUUUAAAAUGAUAAAAUUGUCUAAACACUAUAGAUUAUAAAGUUGUAUAGUGUAUGCACAUUUGAUAGCCAUAUGUUGCUGUGUAACAGGAUAUGAAGUGUUGAAAUAAUUUUACACUAUCAGUUAUAGUUAAGAUAAACGAGUAUUUCGUAUAAGAAGAUGUUUUGUUCCUUUUGCGUGCACUAUUUCUGUUUUAGUUGAAAUGUUUGUUUAGUUAGAUAGCACGCACCUUUAGAAGGAUGACGUCUACCGCUUGCAUCCGCCGAUCCUAAAGUUGAUAUUACUUUACAAGGGUACACCAUUUAAAAUAGACCCAAAUAUGCAUGUGAUUUUUUUAUGAUACCGAACAAGUUGUACUUUAAACGAUUGAAAAGUCAAACAUGCAGAUUUGAUAUCAAGAUCAAGAGCUUAUAAAUAUUGAUUUUGGAUUGAUUGAUUUUAAAGAGCUUCUCAUUUAUUGUAGAAAAUUAGCAGUAAAAGAAGAAGUAUUGUAUUAUCUACUAUUUUAUUAUCUUAAUAUAUUGACAUGAAAUAACAGCUUUUAUGCCCCCGGAUCGAAAGAUCGGGGGCAUAUUGUUUAUGGCCUGUCUUUCUGUCUGUCAUUCAUUCAUUCAUUCAUUGUAUGUGUGUGUCCCAAAACUUUAACCUUGGUUAAAGUUUUGCAAUAACUAAAUAAAAAUAAAAAUUAUUGAAGAUAGCAACUUGAUAUUCGGCAUCCAUGUGUAUCUCAUAGAGCUGCACAUUUUGAGUGGUGAAAGGUCAAUGUCAUCCUUUAAGGUAAAAGGUCAAAUAUAUGGCCUCAAAGCGGCGCAAUUGGGGGCAUUGUAUUUCUGACAAACAUAUCUCUUGUUUCUUCAAGUCAUGGAUUGAUGCUGCAAUUCUUUGUAUAUGUGAUAUCUUGUGACAUGGAACCUUUAUUUCUUUUGAUGAAUUAAGUGAAAGGUUCUAUUCGAAAGUAAAGUUCAUAAAUUAUAUAGGGGGGGGACAAGAGCGAUAGAUAAAUUUAUAAACACACAUUGUAUACCCUGUUCUUUCAAACACAGGAUGAAACCUUUUGCCCCGAUUAGUAUAACUAACAUUAAAAAAGGAAUCUAGUGCGAACAGACUUUACACUAUGGUAAAUAAAAACCACGAACAACCUUCAGUCUAAGCAAAAUGGAGUAUAACACCCAACACCAUAAUUAAUGUAAAUGAAUGGAAUUGCAUUUUUAACUACCCUUUGUAAUAGCCAUUGAUGUAAAGAUACAUUGGUGACAAUACAGAAUAAUUCACAGGAUACUUGGAACAUAUAGUCUUUUGAACAAAUGUAUAUAACUGAUGAUCCUUUGUGUUAUUUUUGCAAACAAAGUGAGGAAAAUUUAGAACAGUUAUUCUGGGAAUGUCAGAUGUCUAAAGCAUUAAUAGAUAAGAUAUAGAAGGAUAAUUGUUUCCUUUCAUGCAUAAGAAAAAAACUUAUUGGGUAUUUAACAAAGUCAGCUAGAGCCAUAAUAAUGCUAUUUUGUUUAUUAAGCUAUACUUAUACAUGUGUAAAAUAAAAAAUCUAGUUUUCUACUUUUGUUCUUUAUUAAUACUUAAAAAUUGUUUUCCCAAUACAAACUUUCAUGCAACUGUCUUAUAUUUACAGCAUUCUUUUCAGUUUGAAAACUUAAAAUGUCUGUUGAUAGGAAGCUGUGUUUUUCCCAUUAUUUGUUAUGAUCGCUAACACAUACAUAAUACUAUAUGUGAUCUUGUUUAUAAACAAAAGUAAUAUUUACAUCCGAAGAGUAUAAUAUAAAGAGGAAAUUUGUUUGUUUUUAUAGAAUAUUUCAAUAAAAAACAAACAUGUAAUAAGACAUUAAGCAUUAGCUUAAAAUCAUGUGUAUUAUGUGUAAGUAUUUCCUUUACGUAUGGUAAAGGUAGGGAUUUUUACCACCUUCUAUUGCUUUGUUUGUACGUCACUGUCUAUAAUUAUAUAGAUAACGUAUUACCUCGGAUGUGUUACAUGUGUAUUUAAAUAUGUAUCUGUUUCCAGUCUUGAAAUAAAAUGUGUUGAAAAAACACAAACCAUA
This is a messenger RNA of Dreissena polymorpha, 8279 nucleotides long. RefSeq lists its product as uncharacterized. The record is from RefSeq and is a predicted model, not a curated record. The coding region runs from base 272 to 4030 and encodes 1252 amino acids. The transcript has 6 exons. Lineage: Eukaryota; Metazoa; Mollusca; Bivalvia; Myida; Dreissenidae.